Messenger RNA from Colias croceus (clouded yellow), 1422 nucleotides. RefSeq lists its product as uncharacterized. The coding region runs from base 83 to 1018 and encodes 311 amino acids. Gene Ontology annotation, molecular function: structural constituent of chitin-based larval cuticle. Gene Ontology annotation, cellular component: chitin-based extracellular matrix. The record is from RefSeq and is a predicted model, not a curated record. The transcript has 7 exons. Lineage: Eukaryota; Metazoa; Arthropoda; Insecta; Lepidoptera; Pieridae.
GGAGGCUGUGUUGUUAUAUAGGAGAUGCGCAUGAGACCAUCUCACAGUUUUGACAAGUGUGUGUGUUAUACGAGUAUCGAAAAUGCUGAAGUACGGAACGUUUUUCGCGAUCGCCUUGGCGUUCACCACGGCGGUGCCCACAAAUGUGUUGGAGCUAGACUUAACCCCUGAAGAAGCCCAGAAGUAUCUAAACAGUCCUCCCUUCACAGAACCCAAGUUGGCUGGACGUACUGCUGUUUUACCUUUGAUUCGCUACAACGACCCAAGGUUUCGUUCUGCGGAAGCUGGCCCCACUCUCGGCCACUACUGGAAGAAUGGACACGAAAUUGAGAACCCAGAUGACUAUGUUGAGGAAGUAUACGACGCUUCCCAAUACCACGGCCAAGACGGUCUAGGAGCAUAUGCUUACGGUUACCAGACCCCUGAAUCCUCUAAGGCUGAGAACAGAGUACGUUCUGGUGACGUCACUGGAUCAUACACUUUUAAGGCUGGAACCAGCAAUGACUUGAUCAAGGUCCGGUACUGGGCAGACAGCCAAGGCUUCCACCAAGAGGACAACAUCCCCAAAGUAGUUCUGAAGCCCGUGGAGGAAGCAGAAGAUGUCCGCCAAGCUCGUCUCGCGCACGAGAAGGCGUGGCAGGAGGCAGCCGCGGCCGCGCGCGUACAGCCCGACCCGCAGUAUGUGCACCGGCUGUUACGAGGAGAAUACAAUCCCCAAAAUGACAUCUACCAACCAGCUGCUUCUGAGCAGCAAGGUGCAUAUGUAGCUGCUCCAAGCCAGGCCCGUGAAGGCAAAGCGUAUGGAGGUCAGGGGUCUUACCAGACCGGUCAACAGGCGUACCCUACACAAACAGAGAAAUAUGAAGAGCCUGAACCUACUGGUCCCCCACGUGGUUUCUUCUACGCCUUCAACUACCCAACAUCCAUCCUGGUUGCCAAAAAGGAUCUCCAAGGAGGAUCAAACCCUGGAUAUCCCGUAGACCAAGACACUUAUUCUAUCAACGCUAAACAAUAUUAAUUAUCUAAUUAAAUGUGAAUUAAAUAAACAGAACCUUGCCAGUUGAAAAUUUAUUAAAAUCCCCCUUCAAAACUGACUUUCAUGACAAUUAAAAUUUAAUUGUUUGACAAGUUAAUUGUUUAUAAACAGUGUUUCUAUUUUAGGGAUGUAUUAUUUAGGUGUUAGGGCCCAUCUUCAGAAUGUAGCACAUAGAAAGUUAUAUUACUGUAAUUAAUGUACAAUGAUAUUUUAUUCUUGAUUUCCGGCUCGGUUCGAAAGUGUAACACUAGUGCCAUAUUUAAUGUUAAAUCACAAUUCACAGUUUAACUGUUUGGUUUGUUAAACUCUUGAACCAGGUCUUUGUUUUAGUUACCAGUUAUUUUAAGUGCCAGUGUAUUGAUUUAGAAUAAAUAUACGCAAUUGUA